GGUCAUUGGCUAAACUAUCAUGGUUUCCGAUGAUGACCCACCUGGAGAGACACAGAGAGCUCUGUUUAUUGUCCUCCUUCAUCUCUGAGCAGGGGAAAUGGCUGGACUCUGUUCUGGGUCAGCUUAAAUGGAGCAAGGAUAGCUUGCAGAGUGGAUGUGGUUUUGUGCAAUGUCCUCACAACGAGCAUCACUAUAUUCCCUCUGAAUCUCUGGAGGCACACAAGACCAGCUGUUUCUAUGCCACAAAGGGAGUGAGUCGAGUCAGCCUUGACGAGAGUUGUCCUCUGGUGGUCCGGAAAGACGCACUGUAUCAGGAUAAAUAUGUCCCAUCAAUAGAAAUAGACGCAGCCAUUGAGAGAGCAGUUAAGGUGACGGCCCAAGACCCAGAACUGUACCAAGAGAAGGGGACCAAUAAACCACAGCCCAGUCCUGAUGGAGUGGAGGACUGUGUGUCCUCUGGUAUUGAUGUGACAUCACUCACACCACACCAAGUCAUCAGUUACAUCAAGUCAUGGCGGAAGGUCCCACUCGACUGGACCUCCAUCGUCCCCUCCUCUCUUGACCUGACUCAGUUGAAGGGAUGGCUCUUCCAGAACAUACCCAGGGAGCAUGCACACAGUGCUUCUGUUGGUGGAGAGAUGGUUGUGGUGGACACCAUUGUGCAGGCCCUCACCCAGGAGGAGGCACCCAGUGUCACUCCCAAUGCAGUGGUGAACACACUCAGGUCCCUUCUCAGAGCUAAUGCGAGUUCGUUUGUGUUGAGUCUGUGGAAGCACGUCCACAUCAGCUGCACACUGGAGAGGGGGGGCCUGGCAGGAGGUGUGGUUGAGGACAUUGCCCCAAUGCACCUAACCCAGCUACUCACUUUACAACGAGGGGCACCUCAGAUGAGAGAGGAGGAGGCUCCCCUCGUUUAUAAGAAAAUUAAGGAGCUCAUGGGAGGUGCCAGCCCACCCCCUGACCACACCCCUCCCUUGCCCAUGGACGCAGUGUUCUACAGUAGCUCUCCCACUGAGAGGAGGGUCAUGUACGACUAUGUGGUGGGGGCAGGGCAGGUGAAGGUACCAAAGGAAAAGAAGAAAAUUGAUCCGGAUCUCUAUCGAAAUGAUGAAGCAGUUCUUAAAGCCAAGUUGAAGGCGCUGGCACAACAGGAACAAGGUGGGGGAGACCAGGACAGGCCAUUUCAUGAGCUCCUCCGCGAGAGGAAGGAGAAGAGAGACUAUAAGAGACGUCGACAGAAGUACAGGGCCAAGAAUGUGCACAUCACAAGGAGAAAGACAUCUGAGAUAUUCCACGAUAUUAUCAACAACCGAAUGGAUGAAAUUGCUGAAACCCUUCGCCCACAACUCAAAAAUGCAAGCAACCUUGACAUUACUACCGAACAAAGUAUUCGAACCAUACAACACUCGGACGCAGAAGACGCUCAUUCUAUUGAGAAAAGCCAAAGAACUAAACAGGAAGAUGAGCAAAGACCAAGUUCUCGGAGGAAACGACAUUUAUCACGGUCCAAAUCUCGAUCUAGAAGCAGAGAGAGGCAUCACUCACACAAGAAACAUAAGAAACAUAAAUCUCAUAAACACUCUAGCUCUAGUAAACACUCUAGCUCUAGAGAGCAUAGGCAAGACUGAGACUUUAUAUCUAGUAACACAUUAUUCACUGUUAACGUUGUUUUGUUAAUAAUUUUGCAAUUUACCAUACAAGUGCUUAUAUAAUGUGAUUGUGCUGA
Messenger RNA from Halichondria panicea, 1726 nucleotides. RefSeq lists its product as uncharacterized. The record is from RefSeq and is a predicted model, not a curated record. The transcript is spliced from 9 exons. Lineage: Eukaryota; Metazoa; Porifera; Demospongiae; Suberitida; Halichondriidae. Bases 30 to 1628 code for a protein of 532 amino acids.